Pistacia vera is the source of this 3574-nucleotide messenger RNA. RefSeq names its product putative disease resistance RPP13-like protein 3. The record is from RefSeq and is a predicted model, not a curated record. Gene Ontology annotation, biological process: defense response to other organism. NCBI's taxonomy places the organism in Eukaryota, Viridiplantae, Streptophyta, Magnoliopsida, Sapindales, Anacardiaceae. The transcript has 3 exons. Bases 2063 to 3160 code for a protein of 365 amino acids. Gene Ontology annotation, molecular function: ADP binding.
GCUGAAGAAAUUUUAUCAGAUAAUGGCCGACGAAAUUCCAGCUAGGUUUGUCGCAAGUUCUAAUAAAAAAUUCAUUGUAAUUAGGUAACCCUCAAAAAUAAAAUUCCUUUUGAAUAUUGACUAAAUGUUGUCUUGACUUUCCUUCUCUUCCCCUCCGUUAACUGAAUAUUUUUCCAGAUCUAAUUUUCGAAGUAAUCUACUCAAUAUUUUCAUAGUACUCAGUAGCUUAAGUUUCCAUCUGGGUUUGGCACUCUGGCAGAAGAGAAAGGAAGAUAAAUUGUUCAAGUGUUUCACUCAAGCUCAAAGUUGGUGCUUCAUCAUCAAGAUCGAUUGCAUCAAUCCAGUAAGAGAUAAGGGUUGAGAUAUGGCAGAGGCUGCGGUGGAGUUUGCUAUAGAAACCUUGAGUUCCCUUCUUGUCCAAGAAGUCAAGUUGCUGGGAAACGCAAGACAAGAAGUUGAAAGCAUCAAAAGUAAAUUGGAAAGGAUAAGGUCUUGCCUCAGGGAUGCAGAUGCAAAGGCUGCAGCUGAAGAAGAAGGAAGAAGUAAUGAAGGUGUCAAAACAUGGGUAAAACAAUUGAGGGAAGAAGCCUUUCAUAUUGAAGAUGUCCUUGAUGAUUACAUUUUGAAGAAGGCACAACUUCCCCGUGGCAGUGGCUUUCUUGGUGUUCUUCGUAAAAUAAGUCGUUUCGUAAAGACACUGAAAUUGCGCCACGAAGUUGCAACUGCUAUCCAAGAUAUCCUUCAUGUCUGAAGUUGAAAUUAAUCAAGGAAGACAAAAUUUCAACUUCAGACAUGAAGGAUCAAGUAGUAGUAUAGGAGGUGUUAUACCACAUGACUCUCGAGUUGGCUCCCUUUUCAUUGAGGACUCAGAGAUUGUGGGCAUUGAAUCUUCUAAACAUAAAUUGAUUGAUUUAUUGGUGAAUGGAAAAUCAAAUCUCUCAGUGAUUGCGAUGGUGGGUGAAGGAGGAUUAGGCAAGACCACUCUUGCUGGGAAAAUUUAUGAUAAUGAUGUUGUGAAGAUGCAUUUUGACUGCCAGGUUUGGAUCACAGUUGGAAAAGAAUAUGUGAAGAAAGAUCUAUUAAAGACAAUUAAACAGCAAGUUAACCGUCAAACAGGGUACGCUUCAGGGGAGAUAGAGGACACGGAAGAGAUGAAUGAGAUGAAUCUGAUGACUGCAUUGAGAAAGCUCUUGAAAGGCAAGUGUUACAUGGUUGUGUUUGAUGACGUGUGGAAAGAUGAUUUCUGGGAAGAUGUUAAGUAUGCUUUGCUUGAUAAUAACAAAGGCAGUAGGGUAAUGCUGACAACACGAUACAUGACUGUUGCUCAUUCAGCUCCUUUUGUGAAUGUCCAUGAGCUUGAACAUUUGCCUUCAGAUAAGGCAUGGGAACUCUUUUGUAGAAAAGCGUUUGGGUUUAACAUGUCUUGUCCAACGGAGCUGGAGAAAUUGUCUCAUGAAAUCCUUGCAAAGUGUGGAGGUUUACCAUUAGCAAUUGUGGCCGUAGGUGGUAUUUUGUCAAACAAAAACAAGGUUGUCUUUGAAUGGCAAAAGUUACUUUGUGGUUUAGGCUCAAAGUUAGGGAGCGAUCCCCAUCUGAGAAGUUGCAACAGAGUUUUAUCUGAAGGUUAUUAUGAUCUCCCUCACCAUUUGAAGUCAUGCCUCUCGUACUUUGCCUUGUUUCCACAAGGCUUUAAAAUUUUUUUUGGGAGACUAAUACGCCUAUGGAUAGCUGAGGGGUUUGUCCAGUAUAGCAAAAGCUACUCGCUUGAACAAGUUGCAGAAGAUUACUUGACAGAGCUCAUUGACAGAAGUUUGGUUCAAGUUUCGGAGAGAAAGGUUUUAGGACGAGUUAGAACAUGUAAAGUCCAUGAUCUGAUGCAUGAAAUCCUUCUAAAGAAGACUAAAGAACUGGGUUUCUAUGGAGACUUAAGUGGAGAAGACAUGAGUCAUAAAACUCGUCGUAUUUCAGUAAAUAUAGGUACUGAUGAUGCUCUAGAAAGAAUCAAGGAUUCAAAGAUUCGUCUAUUUGUCUUUUCAAUGUAGACAAACUUCCUGAGUCUUUCAUGAGUACAUUUUUUGCCAAUUUCAACCUUCUGAAAAUACUUGAUUUUGAAGAUGGUCCAGUGGAAUACCUUUCUGAGGGAGUGGGAAAUCUCUUUCAUUUGCACUACUUAAGUUUGAGAAGAACAAAAAUAAAAGAACUUCCAAAGUCUAUAGGCAUGCUUAUUAACUUAGAAUCUCUAGAUUUGAAGCACACUUUUGUGUCUGAGCUGCCGGCUGAGAUAAAAAAUCUGAAAAAAUUACGCUGUCUAAUAGUACUUCAUAGGGACGGAUUCAUUACCAAAAUACAUAAGGGUUUUGGGGCUUUAACGAACCUACACAAGCUACAAUUGGUGGAAGGAAAUUUUGAAGUUCUUGAAGAGCUUAAGCAGCUAAGGCUAUUGAGGAGUCUGGACAUUAGGCUUGAAAAUAGAGAUUGGAAGGAUCUGUUCGUUAUUGUCGAGAAUAUGGAAAAUCUUGAAAGUUUGGCUGUAACAUCUAAAGUUGAAGAAGAGAUUGUUGAUGUAUCAUCAAUGGCCUCUGCUCCACAAUCUCUUCAAAGUUUGUUUUUAGAAGGGAAUAUUAAGAAGCUGCCGUUUUGGAUUUCUGAACUUCAAAAACUAAUUAAAAUACAAUUGGUUUUUAAGGGAACAACUGAUAUUGAUCCCAUAAGUGUCCUUCAAGCCUUACCUAAUUUAUUGAGGCUUAUGAUCAGGAUGACGUAUUGUGAUGAGAAAUUGCAUUUCAAAGAUGGUUGGUUUCCGAAGCUUGAAGAGCUGCAUCUCGAGAACUUUGGAGAAUUAAAAUGGAUGAUGAUAGAUAAAGGUUCAAUGCCUAAUUUAAAACAAUUUCGGAUUGGACCAUGCCCACUUUUGAAGGAGCUUCCAACAGGAAUUGAGCAUCUAAUAUAUCUUAAGACUCUUGUAUUUCGGAUAAUGUUGAAAGAGAUCUAUUGGAUGAUGAAAGGUGAGAACUGGGAGAAACUCACUAAACACAUUCCACAAGUAUUGGUAACUUAUAAACAUGCAUAUGGUUUCGGUUUUUAUUACAACACUAGAUAUUUGUCAUCUCUGUCAUGUGAAGAUUUUGAGCAGCUUGUUGAAAAACAGUCUCAUCCAUGAAAAAACAGGUGAAGUGUCUACUAUUGUGAGAAUCAGAAAUACUAUGUUUACUCACGAGUUUUACUAAUUGUCUUACUACCUUUGUUAAAAUUACACAUAGUACCUGUAUUAUGCGUAUGGUACCCGUAUUAUACGUUAUAUUUACAAAGGAUAGUAAAAUGGUUAGUAAGAUGGUGAGUAAGCAUAACAUUACUCUUGUGAGAACACUGUGAUGAGGCAUCUUCCAUAUUUAUCAACCACGAUUAUUGAGGGCUAUUUACUAUUAGAUUAUCAAGGUGUAAAAAUGGUGCAAUGUUGAUUGUUAUCUAGAGUAUUGCCUAUUAAGUUGAUGUGUUUUUAUUUGCACUUUGUUUCUACUACUUUGUAAUUAGAGUGAAAAUAGACAUUUUUUAUUUUUUUUUUAUUUUUAAAACA